This is a messenger RNA of Triticum aestivum (bread wheat), 2297 nucleotides long. Its product is annotated as RING-H2 finger protein ATL34. The record is from RefSeq and is a predicted model, not a curated record. Gene Ontology annotation, biological process: ubiquitin-dependent protein catabolic process. The coding region runs from base 1253 to 1726 and encodes 157 amino acids. Lineage: Eukaryota; Viridiplantae; Streptophyta; Magnoliopsida; Poales; Poaceae. Gene Ontology annotation, molecular function: ubiquitin protein ligase activity. Gene Ontology annotation, cellular component: cytoplasm. The transcript has 2 exons.
UUGAAAUUACUACGUUCCCCAACAGGAGACCCAAAUACUUCUUCGACAACUUUUCAUUCUGCACAUCUAGAAUUUGCUUCACAUCUUGUCUCAACGAAUCAGAACAACCCUUACUAAAAAAAGAUAGAAAACUUAUCUUUAUUCACCCGCUGUCCGGAAGCAUCACAAUAUUUUUUUCAGCAAAGAAUCAACCCUUGUAGCCAUGUCAGGGAUAGCAUUAAAGAAAAGUAGACUGUCGUCCGCAAAAAGGAGAUGGUUCACUUUUGGAGCCUCAUGAGCCACUUUGAUGCCACACAAUUUCUUCGCGGAAACAAAGUUCAACAAUGCGAGCUUCGACCUCUUUUUCUUGUGCAUUCGGCGCCGUCCUAAUUGGUACUGCACGUAGUAUCUCGAGCCGGCUGCGAAGCUGCCGUAGCUCCAUACGGACCGAGCCAAAAUUAAGUGGCUCGUCCCCAGCGCUGCAAACAUCCUGCAACUGUAGAUAGCUUUUCUGAAAAUCAUGUUUUUAGUGGUAAUUAAUCAUGUUUGUUAGUUGUGCAAGUGUUGCCUCUUUAUUCAUCACAAUUCCCGACAAUAUCCAAGUCCAGCUACAAUCUGGCACAACCCGAUUAUAUACGUACCGGGCCAGGCCCAUCACAGACCAGGCACGCCAGGACGGGCCCAUUUGGCCAGGUUUGGACUCGACCGGACCGAAGCGAACGAAGCGCGCGAGCCACACUCUGCGGCGGCCGCUGCCCUCUCGCUCAUCUCACUCCCCGAGGUGGCGGCUGCCCCAGCGCCGCCUCCUCCCCGUCGACCACCUCCGGCCGGGCUGCCUCCCCGCUUCUCCACCGCCGAGCAAGGAGCAACCCCUGCUCCGCCCCGCUUCUCCAGCCCUGCUUGUUCGAUUAGCAGCUGCACCGCCGCCUCCCCGUUCCCCAGAAAGGUCCAGCUUGAUUCGAGCUUCCUGGACAGCCACGAGGCAUGCCUUGGCCGCCGUUGAGCAGAAUGCCGCCGGUGGCUGCGGCGGCGACAGAGUGCCGUCUCAGCGGAGAAGGGAGUAUCAAGCGAGACAUCAUCAUCAACCCGAGCAAAGGUCGCAGGUGCCGCGUGCUACCUGCUGGCACGCCACACACUGCAAGCAGUGGGAGGGCCCAGGACACCCACCCUCCUGCACAAUGAUGCUCCAAGGAAAUUCAACCAAGCCUUUGAGCUCUCCAAUCCCGACGCCUUCUUCCAAAGCUACUCGGUCUGCCGUGACACCAUCCAUCAGAUGCUCGCGCAGACGCCGCUCCUCCGCGACAUCGACCUUGCUGCCGACAACUGGGACUGCUACCUUCCCCAUGAUCUGGCCAAGUUCAUGGCGGACGGGUCCCGCCGUGACACCGACGAGCACGAUGGCGUCACCCUCCGCUACAACAUGGAAAUGUCUUUGACCAUCUGGGUGGAGGUCAUCUACAGAGAGCCCAAGGCGCUGCUCCUGGCGUGCGACGAGCGUGCCACGGUGACUCGAUGCCUAUUCGCAGCAACGCCGACCGACUGCCCUAUAUGCAUGGAGGAUUUCGCCAGCGACGACAGUGACACCACCGUGAGGGUGAGGCUGCCGUGCUCCCACUGCUUCCACCGCGGCUGCAUCUUGCCGUGGUUCUACAAGGUGGCCAAGUGCCCAAAGUGUCGCCAUGACUUGGGCAAGUACCUUGUCGCCGCCACCGACACCCCAAUGGGUAAGUUCCCUGGACGACUCUGAUCGGUCGAUCCGAAGCAUGAUGUUCCAAGGAUCAAGGGUACUAACCGUGCUAUCAGGCUAUGCAAUCCUAUACAUGCUUACGAAUCCUGCAGCCGCGAGCAGAUAGAGACUAGUUGAUGAUAUAACAUGUAGAGGAUGACUUGUAUAUGCAGUGACUCUCUUCUUAGUAUCAUGUGGUCAAAUGGAUCAUCUUUUGGUAUCUACCGGUCAAUUGGACCCUCGGCAAAAUCCAACUGCUGGUGUUUCUUCUGGACAGCAAGUGUGUGCUGUAGUGGGUUUCAUUCAGAGGGCAAAUACGUAAACCUGGCAUUGAAUGGCUUAGCCAGGCUUCAGGUGCGCAUUUUUUGCCUCGUGGUUUUGGUUUACAAGAUCAGAUAGUGCCUCUGCAUGCUUUUGUGCUGUGAAAUGAUUAUUUUGUUAUCCUGUUAAUCAUCUUGCUGUAAUUGCCAAAUAGUAUAUGCAGUAGAUUGUAAAAUUUAUCAAGCAUAUAUCCUCUUCCAUUUCAUCAUCUAAUAAGUUCAGCACGGCAAGAGCCAGAAAGCAGUUAGAAGACAAACUAGCUAGUACAUAA